Molecule: messenger RNA, 2016 nt
Organism: Saxophila tyrrhenica
Lineage: Eukaryota; Fungi; Ascomycota; Dothideomycetes; Mycosphaerellales; Extremaceae
Exons: 3
Coding region: 1-2016 (671 amino acids)
Biological process (GO): SNARE complex assembly
Cellular component (GO): endosome; lytic vacuole
Molecular function (GO): SNARE binding
Source: RefSeq, a predicted model, not a curated record
AUGGCCUCCUCCGCCUCCGUCCGCCGUGAUCGCAGCUAUCUUUUGCCCAGCAACCGCAGUAAACUCCGCAACCUCAGCAGUAUCUCGCUCCGAAACGUUACUCUCGACACUCCUGCUUCUCCGGCAGCUCGGAGACGAGGCAAGACCAUCGACGACGAUGCAUUGCCGAACACGCUUCAGUCUCCUGCGAAGCUUGUGGCGUUGAGAGAGCGGGAGAAUAAACGCGGCGCGCUGGAACACUCGCGGAGCUCGAGUGAUCUGAGGGCAGCGACUGGUGGGACUGCGGUUAGCGACGAUGGUGAUGAGGCUGGAGAGGAUGGUUUCGAGGGUCCAGAGAAUGGCAGUCCCUUGAAGUCCAGGGGUAAAGCAAGGCAGAGCCAGGGAACGAGACCACGGAUGCCUGGUCGUAUGCGUAGGCGGAGUACGCUGGAAUGGGCGCACUCUACGCCUCAGCGAAGGCAGGAAAGACUGGAGCGGGCUUUGGAGGAGAGGAUGGUUGAUGUCUUCUUCAGUCUACAUGUGCUUGGUGUUGAAGAACCGAUCUACGUGAGCGAGACUGUGGCAAAGACCAUGAACGCGACAUUUCGUCAUCUGGACCUAGAGACGUGCGGACCAGGCGUCCUACGAUCGCAACGGCUCGUGGUCAAGGUUUGGGUGAGGAGCAAGAAAGCCAAUGGUUGGAAACAGCUGUUGGAUCUUGACGUCCAUCUGGAAGGUCUUCAAUAUCUUGGAAAGAAUCUCGACGCUUUGGACAACCCUCUCCCACAGAAUGCGCUGCUGUUCCAUAUGACCGACGGGAUAUACAUGCCUCCAACAAGCCUGACAGCCUUCCGACCUGCACAUUCGGGUGCGCCGCCGUUACCCGCACGAUCAAUGAGUAGCCGGAUUCUGGCGACUUCUUCAUUCGAUGCACUCCUUCGUCUUGCAAAGCUGGACGACAGCAUUCAGGAUGCUCUUGCAACGAGGAACAAGCUGGCCCUAGACCUCGAGAACCUCCUCGCCGCCAACAGAGUAGUUCUCGAGGAGCGAGACAAGGUCGCCGAAGCACACGACCGCCUCAAGACGAUUGAGUACGCCAAGUCACUUGUGCAGAAGCAAGUUGACAAAGCCCGCAUUCAGAUCGACGAAAAGCGCGCUUCACUCUCGAAGCGACGUCAGCUGAUGUCACAGGACCUCUCCGCUCGAAAGCACCGGCUUUCUGAUAUGCAGGCCACCCGUAGCGACCUGGCGUUGUCCCACACUUCUCACGACGUGCUCCAAAAGGCCAUCCGCGGCCAGCGGCGCCGCAUCAUCUCGACUCUUCAGACCAUCUACCCAAUAAGUCCGCUCCCUAGCUCCAAGCCUCUCCAGUUCGCCAUUCGCUCACUUCACCUCCCGGACUCGGAUGCCCUCGACACGUCGCCGCCCGUCGACCCCUCAACAACACCAGAAACAAUUGCUGCUGCUCUUGGUUACGCUGCGCACAUUCUUCAGCUCUUGGCUUACUACCUACGCUCUCCCCUACCUUACCCGGUUACCCCGCGCGCCAGCUCCAGCACCAUUUCCGACCCCAUCAGCAAACUGCCGACUUCCGCUUCUACUACGCAGCGCUACGAGGAUGAAGUCAAGCUGCGCACAUACCCGCUUUACUCCCGGGGUGUACCAAGGUUUCGAUUUGAGUAUGCUGUUUUCUUGCUGAACAAGGAUGUGCAGAUUUUGCUGGAGGAGUGCUUUGGAGUCAAAGUGAUGGACGUGCGGCAGACGGCGGCGAACCUGGGACUUCUGGUCUACGUGGCGACAGCAGGGGAGGGGGAGUUGCCGGCUAGGAAAGCGGGUGGGGUCAGGGGUUUGAUGAGAGACAGAGGUGGAUCAUCUGACACGGUCGACGGUAAGAACGUAAAGGACGAUGGAGCGAGUGGCUUUAAAGGCAUUGUUCGGAAGAAGGCUGAGGGUAGAGAGGCUCCUACCGGAGGAGGUGGUAUAGCGAAGGGCGCUGUGGAGAGCUUGAGGAGGAAUAUGGGGCAGAAUGGGAGCUGA